AUGGGAGGGCGAUCUCCGCGGUCCCCGGGCGUGGUGGAGCGGUGGGCGGUGGAGGUGGGAAAGGACACGCAUCGCCUGUUGGAGUUCGUGCUGCAGGAGCCGGAGGUGGCGUCGCAGCGCGUGUCGCUCGUGCUCGUCUACGUUAUGAGCGAGGUCCCCUGCGCCAUGGGCAUAUCGUACAACGUGAGUCAGCUCGAGUCGCGCGUGGCGGACAUUCACGAGGCGCACGUGAUGGACACCAUUCUCAAGCCGCUCGUCAUGGAGCUGCACUUUAAAAAAAAGCUUCCUCCCUUCAAUCGUCUUCGCUCUUUCACCCAUGCUGCGUCGUUAUUCCCCGCCGUCAUUCACGGCCAUGCUCUUGCCGCAUUCCAUCCGCCUGCGGGCUGCUUCUCCCCCUCCUCCGCGCAGCUCGUCGCCACAGCGCACGUGGCGCGCGACGACAAGCCGGACGUGGGGCUGUGUCAGGCCGCCAUUCGCGUCGGGGCGUCGCGUCUCGUGGUGAACUCGCGGCACUCCUUCCUCCGCCCUAACCACAGCUUUGCGCACGGCUGCGCGCGCCACCUUGCGCCGCACCACUGCUCCGUGCUCGCCGUCACCACCGCCAAGAAGCGCCCCUCCUCCGCCGCCUUCCCGCAGUCUCGCCGUCGCGCGCAGGUGCACGGGCAGGUUGCGCGGGCGUCGGGGGACGACUCGGAGGCGGGUGCGCGGCUAACUCCGCGCGACUCCUCGUCCGCCUGCGCGCCCUCCGUCAUUCCCGCGUCUCCGGACCAUCACCUUCACGAAGCUUCGCAGCAGCGGUGGGGAAGGCCGAUUAACGGGGCAGAGGGGGAAGCUGUGAGGGGGAAUGGUGGGGAAGGAAAGGGGCCGGGGGGAGCAGCGGAGCCGGCAGGGGAGAUGCGCGCAUCAGCACGAGGGGGUCGCGUGGGGAGCGGAGAAGUGGCGGUGUCUAGUUGGGCGGAGAGACAGGCAGGGGCUGCGGUGGUGGAGGGGGGUUACGCGCGGAGCGAGGGCGGGGAGAGUAGAAGGUCGGCGCUGCACGAGGCGCGGUGCAUGGUGCAGCAGCUGCACGCGGAGGUGGACAUGGCGCGCGCAGCAGCAGCGGAGGCGGUGGCGCUGGCAGCAGCGGCGCAGGGCGAGAGGGAGAUGCUGCAGUACGAGUUCCGCGAGUACUCGCUGCACCACCUGCACGCCGCCACGGACGGCUUCAGUGAGCAGCGCCUCAUCGGGCAGGGCUCCAGUGGGCGCGUGUACCGCGGGGAGAUCAACCACACGCCCGUGGCCAUUCGGCGACUUGAUGACUCCCUUGACUCUGCGCUGCAUGAGUUUGACAAGGAGGUGCGGCUGGGCAGCAGGUUGCGGCACCCCAACAUAGUGCUGCUGCUGGGGUGCUGUCGCUCGCCCCCGUGCCUGGUGUACGAGCUCAUGCCCAGUGGCUCGCUCUACCACCGCCUGCUCUGCACCAACAACUCGCCCCCGCUGCUCUGGCACCAGCGCUUUGACAUCGCUGCCAACAUCGCUGCUGCGCUCGCCCACCUGCACUGCCGGGAGCACCCGAUAGUGCAUUUCGACCUGAAGCCGACAACAGUGCUGCUGGGGCGCCAGCUGGAGGCGAAGAUAACAGACGUGGGAGUGGCGCGCAUGAUGAAGCGCACAGCGGGCGACGACAGCAUGUCGGGUCCCAUGGACGCCCUGGGCUUCGGCUACGCGUGCCCCGAGCUGCUGCGCUCCAACGCCUUCUGCAGCCGCACCGACGUGUACGCCUUCGGCAUGCUGCUCUAUGAUCUCCUUGGCGCCACUACAAGCGGCGGGCGCGUGAAAGGGCUGAUAGCCCAGCUGGAUGAGGCCGCUGCAGAGGGUGACCUGGCGUUGCUACACAGCCUCACGGACCCUGCAGCGCGCUGGCCCAGUAAGGUGGCUAUGGAGGUGGCGGUGCUGGCGCGGCAGUGCACCGCUGUGAAGCGCCGCGACCGCCCGGAUGUUGCGGGCGGCGUGCUGCCCGUGCUGCAGCAGCUGCGCCCGGCCGUGGAGUCGUUCCGCGCCGCGGAGGAGGCGGAGGCGGCGACUCUGGCGCUGCAGCAGCAGCUGGUGCUGCAGCGGCGGCAGGCGCAGAUGCAGGGCAUGGAGGGGGGUGGCGGCGGUGGUGGUGGUGCAGAGGAUGUGGUGUGGGAGGUGGCGCCUAAUGCCUUCAGAUGCCCCAUCACCCUGGAGGUGAUGCAGUGGCCAGUGGUGGCAGCAGACGGGCACACAUACGAGGAGAGCGCGGUGCGCGAGUGGCUGGGCGUGAGCUCGCUGUCCCCCAAGACGCUCAUGCCGCUGCCGCACCUGCAGCUCACCCCCAACCACGUGCUGCGCUCGCUCAUCUGCGACUGGAUGGAGCGCAAGAAGCUGUCAGGCGCCCCCCCGCGCACACCCGAUGGCUCCGGUGCGCAUGCAGGAGGUGCGGUUCCCGGUGGGUAG
Molecule: messenger RNA, 2457 nt
Organism: Closterium sp. Yama58-4
Lineage: Eukaryota; Viridiplantae; Streptophyta; Zygnematophyceae; Desmidiales; Closteriaceae
Source: the annotation of a GenBank genome assembly